Molecule: messenger RNA, 3022 nt
Organism: Anastrepha ludens (Mexican fruit fly)
Lineage: Eukaryota; Metazoa; Arthropoda; Insecta; Diptera; Tephritidae
Gene: ImpL2
Product: neural/ectodermal development factor IMP-L2
Exons: 4
Coding region: 1010-1813 (267 amino acids)
Cellular component (GO): neuron projection
Source: RefSeq, a predicted model, not a curated record
UCAGCUGUGAAGCAUAACUUAUUAUAUUUUUUAACUUACAAACGUGUCCCAGCGUUCGCUCUUUAUCUACAUUAAGUAUUAUACAGAACAAUUCUGUUUUAGUUACAAUCGGAAAUCUCGUGCGAUAUAUUGUUUAAAUAUUCUGUUUGUUUUUAAUUAACAAUCGUGUUUGUAUCAAAUCGCUCCCCAAUUAUUUCUUUGCGCACGACAUAAUCUGUAAUGUCCAUUUAUUGCUGCUGCAAGACAAUCAAACGUGUCGUGUAUCGUGUGACAAAGUGUCAAGAACAACAAAUACUCUUGAAAAGCCUGUAAAAAAUAUAUUUGCAAGCAACCACUUUGAAAUCAAGCUGCAAAUUGGCAACAACAACAACAAAACUUAAUAAAAAGCAUACAAAUUUACAAAGUUUGUCAAACAACCCUGCGUUCUACUUUUCAACGAAUGUUAUAUAUUUUGCUGGGAUUGCAAAAUACUGUUGAGAUAACCAAAACUAAUCAUCAGCUUUAUAUAGCACCACUGAUCCAAUAAAUAAGCGGCAAAUCAGUUAUUCAGAAUUGUUUGUCUGUGAAAAGGCGACAUAACGAGUUCCAUCAACGAAUCCACAGCGCCCGCAGAAACGACAGCAAAAUUUCGUUAACAUUGCGAAGAGACUUUACCAAAACGGAGUCCAUCAGAGGACCUAUGUCAGCACAAAAUUAUCUAUUGUUAUUAUUGAAAAUCAAUUCAAAUCAACAGUCAAGAACUCAGCAUAAUCUAGACGUGAUAAAUUCAUUCAUAACAUAACACGAGCACAGUUAAUUCGGAAGUUUCGCAAGAAAAUAAAAGAUAUUGUGAACGUACUAAUUAGCUGUUGCCCGUCUGCUUUUCGCCUGCCUUCCCAUCACAUACAAAGAGAGUGAGAAACCAAAUUUUGGUGCAAACGAGGAGAGUUAUCCUGAACAAGUUAUCCUUGAAAAAAGUUUAAAUUUUGCAAUCAUUCAAAACCGAAGGAAAAAGAAAAAAAUUAAUACAAUGAAUAUAAAUAUGUUAUUAAUAGCACAGGUUGUGCUUUUUGCUGCCUGCAUUCAAAGCAGAGCUAUCGAUAAUGUCGGCAACUCCAUUGAGAAUGGUGGUAAUGAAGGUGGUGGUGAAACGGAAACGCAUCCACAGCGUGGACCCUUCGAACAGGAUUGGAUUAAGUUUGCUAAGAAGCCACCAACAAAGCUGCUGCAAACUCUCGGCCAGUCAAUUGAGAUCGUCUGCGAAGUGAUGGGAUCACAAGUGCCCACUGUGCAAUGGGUUGUGGGAAAUAUGCCGUUGUCUGAGAUCGACAGUAUCGAAUCCAAUGUCAUAUCCGAAUCGCCAGCGACCGCUAUCGUUCGUGUUCGUUCUGUGCAUAUUAUCGAUCAUAUGUUGAGUGAGGCACGCACCUACACGUGUGUCGGUCGCACCGGUGGUAAGACCAUUUACAGCUCAACAAUUGUCUAUCCACAACCGGAUAUGAAAGAUUUGGUACAAGUGCGCGAUAAACCAUUCCCUGGCCCACAAAAACCUCGCAUCGUAUAUAACGAAAAAUUACAUCUGGAUUUGGUCGAUUCGAAUAUUUUAUUGCCAUGCAAAGUGCAUGCGCGCCCACGUGCUGAGGUCUUCUGGAUGAAUGGCGAGGGCAAGUUGAUUGAGCAAAAUCAUCGUUUCAAAGUUUUGCCUAACGGUGAUUUGCUGAUCUCCAAUAUCCAGUGGGAAGAUAUGGGCGCUUACAGGUGUAUAGCACGAAAUGCUUUGGGCAAGGAUACUGCGGACACUUUUGUCUACCCAGUACUUAAAGAGGACAAAUAAACCAACUGCGGAAAAAUUAAAAUAUCCCCCAUCCACCUUACGCUCGUAAACACACAUAGAAUACGCCCAUAUUAAUGUGCCACUAGGCAGAUGUACGUAUGUAUAUGAAUGCACACGAUCAUGAAAAAACGGUUCCUAAAGUGAAAUAUUAUACCAUUGUAUUGUACGUUUUAUUAUAGAUAGUUAAAAUGCCUGCAAAGGUGCUACCCCAUAUUGCGAAUGCAUAUUAAAAAAAAACAAAACAACACAGAAGUGAAAAAUUAAAAAAUUAAAACACAAAAAAAAAAAAAAACAAAAAAAAAUCUUAUAAAAUUUCCGAAACCAAAACAAAAAUAUAAAAUAUUACAAAAAAAGAAAAAAAAUUAAUUAAAUAUUAUUAAGUUUUAAAAGUCUUAAAAAAUUAAAACAAAUACAAAAAAAGAACAUACCAAAUCACGAUAGGCUAUUUUAUUAAAGUAAAAAAAGAAAAGUAUACACAAGUUGAAGAUACGCACAUACUGCAAUGCGUAAUUUUUUAAACAAACAAAAAUGCUAAUGAAAUGUAACCAGCUCAGUCUCUUUAUUAUUCAUACAAGUACAGAUGUACAUACAUAGAAAAAAAUAGUAUAGCGCUUAUUGUAAUAUAUAGCUACAUAUACAAACAAGUGAUCACAUCGAAUUAUUACAAGUCAACAUACAAUACACACAUACAUAGUUACCACGACUUGGGCCAAAACCGUAUAAAAUAGUUUUUCCUUUGUAAGUGUAAACUUUUUCACCUAAAUUAAAUUCAAAAUUUUAUUUUUUUAGAAACACAUACUGGCUUUUGAAUUACGUAUAUUUACAUUUGUUUGCAAUUAUUCAAGCCAUUCAAGGUAUUCUCCAGUGGUAGUGCACAAGCAAAAACAAUAGCAAAAUUUUGGUUUAAUCAUUUUAAUGUUAUUUUUUUUCAGUCAGAAUUUGGCUCGUCUCGAAUGCAUUCGCAGCAAACAUACAUACAUACAUAUGUAUAUAACAGUCAUACCAAAUUCAUUCCAAUUAUUCAUAUUUAUUUUAUAAUUUUUUCUUAAAACUAGUUUUAUAGUUUAUAGUUUGUGUUAGUCAUUAGUUUAUUAAUUUAAUAAGAUCAGUCACUUAUGUGUGUGUUUACCUUAGUUUUAUGAAAAAACAGAAGAAAUUUGGCAGUAGUACUUAAUUUUCACUUAAUUAAAAAAAAAAAAAAAAAAAAAA